Molecule: messenger RNA, 574 nt
Organism: Maylandia zebra (zebra mbuna)
Lineage: Eukaryota; Metazoa; Chordata; Actinopteri; Cichliformes; Cichlidae
Source: RefSeq, a predicted model, not a curated record
AUGAAUGAGCUUCUGGCUAAAGGUUAUGCUGAAAAGGUCCCGGAAGAGAUCAAUCGCAAUGAUGGCAAGCUGUGGUAUAUACCACACCAUGGUGUUUACCAUCCGACCAAGAAGAAACUCAGAGUUGUGUUUGACUGUGGAGCGCCCUGCGCCGAGGUUCAGGCCAAGAAGAAGAAGACGAUGACUUCCAAGCCCAAGAAGGUCGGCCUCAGCGUGGGCGAGCUGAUUGUGAAAGCCGUGGCCGCUUCCAAGGAGCGCAACGGCCUGUCCGUGGCCGCUCUCAAGAAGGCUCUGGCUGCCGGAGGCUACGAUGUGGACAAGAACAAGGCCCGUGUCAAGACCGCCAUCAAGAGCCUGGUGGCGAAGGGCACUCUGGUGCAGACCAAGGGCACCAGGACCUCCGGAUCCUUCAAGAUGAACAAGGCUACUGAGAGCAAAGCCAAGAAGCCCGCCGCGGCCAAAGCCAAGAAACCGGCAGCAGCUGCUAAGAAGUCGCCCAAGAAGGCAGCAGCAGCACUUCAGCUACUAGACAGGACAAAGCUGAAGGAGAACUGCCGGGACUGUUGAAGUGGGA